This is a messenger RNA of Aspergillus lentulus, 681 nucleotides long. RefSeq lists its product as uncharacterized. The record is from RefSeq and is a predicted model, not a curated record. Lineage: Eukaryota; Fungi; Ascomycota; Eurotiomycetes; Eurotiales; Aspergillaceae.
AUGUUUUUGUUUCGCAGGAACAAGCAGGACCGGGGGGAAACACCCAAGUGCGAACAGAAAUUCAAAUCGGCCUACAAGAGCUGGAAGAGCGACUGGCGGUACGAGGAACGAAAAUCGCGAGGAACGCUGCAGCGGGCCGAUGUGCAAAGCAAGCAGGUCAACCCUUUUCUUGAACUGGAGGCACGCGGUUUCGCCAUACUCCAGCGGCGGCAUCGUUUGAUGCAAUUACUGGGAGACGAGGAGGAUCCAGCCGUCACGGAGAAGCGUCCACCGGGUUAUAUCACCCAGACGCAGCGAGAAGACUUCCAAAAGGCUGUUCGAGAGCUCAUGGUCGACUACUGGAAGAAUGCAGCCGCAUUGCGAAAGAUGCAGGAGUCGUGGAAAUGUGAAUAUGAAUUGGAGAAGCUGCAGCUGCUCCGUGCACAUAAAGACCGCCAUGGCCGGCCGUAUGCUUGGGUUUGGGACCAGGAGAAAUGCGCGGAUCUUGGAGGCUGCUGUGGGCAGACAUGUGGCUGCUGCAAGAAACCUCUACUGACAUAUCUGCGUCCUUCGAACGAUGUUGAGGAAGUCCACGGGGUCUAUGGACAUUGUACCGAGGAGUGUGCUUGUUGCAUCAGGUGUGGCCGUCGUCGACCUCCCCAGCCCCGACUUCUUCCAGCGCCUGAUAUGAGUUUGCUUUGA